Messenger RNA from Paramuricea clavata, 1675 nucleotides. The record is from the annotation of a GenBank genome assembly. NCBI's taxonomy places the organism in Eukaryota, Metazoa, Cnidaria, Anthozoa, Malacalcyonacea, Plexauridae.
AAGGAAUACAACCUUUUAGGUGGGUUUUAGAAUAUUUUGAAAAUUUUACAUCUGCGUUCGGACAAAGGCCCCCAUCGGGGCAUAUGGCGGUGUCAAUUUCCAAGUUAUAAUUGUUUAUAUGGUGUCACAUGACAUCAAAUGUUAAUUUCACAAACAUUUUUAUUUUGACGGCUACUGUAAAUGCACAUCGCGAAUUCUACGCCGAUCUGAAGUGCUCUAGCGGGCCAAUAUUGGGCUCUUGUCAGAGCGGAAAAGCUGUUUUUGCUGUGCUUUGGUGUGACUUGUGUAUGCAUCGCUUUCGGCAGCGUUUGCCAUCGAAAUUUGUGUGUAAAACCGGUGAAAUCUACAACAUCACACAUCUAUUUUAUUUAUUUUGUUAUUGAGUUUGCUGGAGAUCACCACCGUAAAUUUGAAGUGCAAUUGAGUUCAGAUUUAGCGAGCACGUCUUGAGAAUAAAGGUAGGAAGUAUGGCGUUUAUCGUUUAUAUUUUAGUCUGCCACCCGCUUGGAAUUUGACUGUCAUUAUAAUGUAUAUAAAGUCUUUCGCUGUGAAAUAACACAUCUCCCCCGUGUUGUUCGCUUGUGUUUACUCGUAUUUCCUGAUUAACAGCGAUCGUUUACUCUUCAGGAGUUACCUCACACAACAUGGCCGAAUCUGGUAAUUUUAGUUCGAAGAAUUUCGCCAUCCAAGCGCAGAAAAAAGUCUUGGGAAAGCUGGCGAGCAAGAGUGUGGCAAAAGCGUUUGUGGACGACACGACGAGUGCAUUAUUCGACAAUCUGUACACGGUCGCCAAACGAGAUACCGGCAACAAAAAGGAGGCUGAAAAGUUACUCAAAGAUCUGAUCAAAAUUGCAGUAAAGAUUGGGGUAUUGUACAGAAAUAAUCAGUUUACCAAAGCUGACAUGAAAAUUGCGGAAACGUUUCGAAGUCAGUUCAAAAUGACAGCCAUGACCAUAGUGAGUUUCCACGAGGUCGAUUUCACAUACGACCGGCAGUUCUUGACCAAUUCACUUACAGAGGCGAAAAAGUCGCUGCAUGGAUUAAUAGAGAGUCAUCUUACACAGAAAUCACAUGGGCGGGUGGACCAUGUUUUUGACUAUUUUUCAAACGGUGAUCUAUUAGAUAAACUAUUCCAAAAUGAUGCUUAUAAAGAUGUCCGUACUCAAAUCGCAGAAGGACUUAAUAAAUUAAUAGAACACGGCGAUCUGUAGCGAGAAAUCUCGAUUUUAAAAGUAACUAUAUAUCCGUGAUGUAACUAUUUGGUCCACAAUAUGCACUAUUCCCCGAGGCUAUGUCCAAGCCAUAAUCUGCGCUACAGACAGAAGAUUAUUGAGAAAUAUUCACAUCAAUAUGUCCUCAAACAAACUGGGCAAAUAUUCAAAUAGCUUGUUAAAAUAUUGUAUCUGGCCAAAUCAUUGCAAAUGGAAUAUUAUGAAUUUAAAUAAAUUUUAUGCUUUCAAUUCACAAGUUUAAAAACGAAAAGCUUGUAAAACUCUUAAUAGUAUUAUUCACAGUAUUGUACAAAUAUGGACUUACUUAAAUUAGUUAAAUAUUUAAAAGUGUAAUGUGGUAUUUAAUAUAAAAUUUUGUGACGAAUGUGACCAUAUGGCAUAUAUAACGCCCGUGUUCCGAUCCUUAAUUGCUACUUUAAUUUGUUCUAAUAUUUUCGUUUUCG